UAUGCAUUCCCUUCUGCUUCAAUCGUUGUUUCCCUUGCUCUUGAUCACUUCCGUUCUUUUGAUCAACGUUGAGUUAAGUCUAUGCCAGGACAAUGAACAAUAUACAAACUGCAGCGAAGCUAUUAACUGCGGUGGCAUCGGAGGCAUCUCAUAUCCCUUUUGGGGAGUAAACCGGGCUAAUUACUGUGGUCUGCCGGGGUUUGAGGUCAAAUGCCAAGAUAAUGUCCUCAUGAUCAACAUAUCGAGUAUCAACUACAGAAUUCUUAAAACGGACUCUACUGCUCCCUCUGUUACAGUUGCUAGGCAGGACUAUUGGGGAACUCUCUGUCCUCCGACUUAUGUCAACACCAGCAUCAACUUCUCUCUGUUUAAUUAUCCGUCUGGGCUUACAAGCAUGACCUUUUACUACGCGUGCAAUACAAGUAUAACUAUCUCGGGGUAUACUUCCGAAGUUUGCAGUACGAACAACGGUGACAUUACUGUUUGGUCUUUCACCCAGAAUCCCCCAGUUGAUCUAGUUGCUACCCGCGCCUGUACAGCUGGGGUCAGUGUUCCGGUUUUUACGACAGCUGCUCAGGCUCUAGAGGCCAAUCGAACAACUAUCCAGGAAGCCGUAGAUGAGGGCUUUGAAUUGGGAUUGGAGAUUGAUAAUGUUGAAUGCAACAGUUGUGUGCAAUCAGGAGGGAAGUGUGGGCAUAACGCUACUGGUGGAUUCAGUUGCUUUUGCCUGGAUCAGGCCUAUGCAGCCGUAUGUAAUGCAGCUGCACCCGGAGCACAAGGUACGUCUGUCCCUCUUCAUUCUCUUAUAAAUUACAGAAUUGAAUUCCAGGAUUGGUGGCAUCAACAGUUUUUUAUUACAUCCUAGACAGCUACCUAGGUGUGUGUCAUUAGGCUCGUCUGUUAAAAACCUGGGUCGGAAAUCGGGAAUUGUGUGCAGAAACAAAAAACAGAAACUACUGAACUUGACGUAUACAAGAAAAGAGAUCAUGUUGCUACGAAUUUCAGAAAUUGAACAUUUUGGAUAGAAAAUUUUGUAAAACUUUUAAACCCUUAAGAGUGUUCAUGUUUUGAUCAUUUUGAUCCUUUGGCACAUGCAUCGAAUUGGAAAUCUUGAUGGUGCCAGUCAACACUUUUUGUGGCUCUCACUUGACUUCAAAAUCCGAUUCCUAUUGAAGAGGGCUUGAGGUACAGUUGCUGGCAGGACUCUUGGGAAAUUGCCUGUCCUCCAACUUCAGUUAACACCAUCAACUGAUCUCUGCUAAAUUAUACUUGUGGCACUUUUUUUAAUGGCCUUGAUGAAGAGUAAAAGGUCCGUGAAGCAGAGGUUUGGGUGCAUAAUUGAAACUUCUUUAUAAUUCCAUGUUUCCUGGAAAAAAAAAAAAAAAAAAAAAACCUACA
Messenger RNA from Prunus mume (Japanese apricot), 1398 nucleotides. The record is from RefSeq and is a predicted model, not a curated record. Lineage: Eukaryota; Viridiplantae; Streptophyta; Magnoliopsida; Rosales; Rosaceae.